Salmo salar (Atlantic salmon) is the source of this 4818-nucleotide messenger RNA. Lineage: Eukaryota; Metazoa; Chordata; Actinopteri; Salmoniformes; Salmonidae. The record is from RefSeq and is a predicted model, not a curated record.
CGACACGUAGGGCUUGAGUCUGAAUCCCUCCAAGUCAGGCACCACAAACUGGGGGAUCAUUGCCUGUACUGGAACAAAUUUUCUGCUGGAGGUUAGUACUCCUGUUGGCUGUGCCCCUCUGCCUUUGUAGUGAGUCCUUGAGCCACGUUUGCUGGUGAAUUCAGCCAUACGAUCGGCUCCUCUUACAAUGCCCCGUCGAAGAGCAUUCAAUACGCCCAUCGCAUCGAAGAGUUUUGGAGUCAAACUGUUGGGCAAAUCUGUAUGGAGUCAAUGAAAUGGGAAUGGAUGACAAGGUGGAUGACAAAGAUGAGGACAGCUGCAGUAUAUACCCGAGCCUGCUGCCACUUGGCAGUGAAAUUAAGGCCAGGAUGCAACAUUGGAUGGAGGACAGAACAGAGACUGCUAUACCAUUGCCAUUGUGGACUGGUGUGCUGGUCGUAGCUGUACUGGCUGUGUUGGCAGUGUCUCUCAUCGGCAUGGUUGUGUUUUUAUUCUACAGAAGAUACAAACAGUACAAGGAGCAGCAGCCUCACUAUCGCUUCAGGAAAAGAGACAAAGUUAUGUUUUAUGGCAGAAAGAUCAUGAGAAAGGUGCAGACCUUGUCCUCUACCUCAACCCCUACCUCUACCUCAGAGUCACAGAAGCAGCGAAUCAGGAAGAGAACUAAAGUCCUGUCUAUAGCGCGAAAAAUACUGCGCAUUAGGAGGGAGCCCCCCACCCUGGUGGCUAAGGAGCCCCCUCCCUCUUUGCUGGAGGCUGACCUCACAGAGUUUGACGUGCAGAACUCUCACCUGCCCUCUGAGGUGCUCUACAUGCUUAAGAACGUCAGGGUCCUGGGCCACUUUGAGAAGCCUCUGUUCCUGGAGCUGUGCCGUCACAUGGUGUUUGUGCAGCUCCACGAGAUGGAGACACUCUUUCGUCCCGGGGACAUCGACGACAGCAUCUACGUGGUGCAAGAUGGCCGUCUGGAGCUCUGCAUACAUGAGAGUGAUGGGACAGAUGUGGUGGUAAAGGAGGUGUUUCCAGGAGACAGUGUCCACAGUCUGCUCAGUAUCCUGGAUGUCAUCACUGGUCACUCAGCCCCCUACAAGACUGUAUCUGCCAGAGCUGCAACCCCUUCUACCAUACUGCGUCUUCCAGCUGCUGCCUUCCACUCUGUGUUUGAGAAAUACCCAGAGACCCUGGUCCGUGUUAUCCAGAUCAUCAUGGUACGCCUGCAGAGAGUGACCUUCCUAGCCCUUCACAACUACCUAGGCCUUACCACCGAGCUCUUCAAUGCGGAGAGACAGGCAAUCCCUCUGGUGGCAGUGCACAGUGUGAUAGGUGAAGCCAACCCGAACAGGGGUCGAGACAGACAUCAAUCUCGGUCUGAUGAGUCUGGCCAUGAGAAGGGGCCCAGCGACACAGAAAUUGGAGAGAGGAAGUCCUGUCUUUCAAACAGCAGCCCAACCACUAAAGGAAAAAGGUCUCGCUCCCAGUCCACUCCUAUGGCAGUGUCAAGUGCCACAUCGGCUGACCUCAACAUGGCAUAUCAGCGAGCCAGAAUAAGAGAAGAAGCCGCUAAAGCAGACACACCACCACCAAGUCCCCAGGUCCCACACAAGUCCAUUCUGAAGAAGAGUGUGACCAUGGUGCACACUCCCUCUGCUGUGUUUCACUACUCUGAUGCUGGAGGAGGUCAGUCAGGUCACAUCCACCACAACAAGGUCAACGCCAUCUUCCAGGCUGCCAAGAAGGACCUGCAGCGCCUCAUACAACUACAGGACCCCAGUCUGUUGGAGGGCAGAGUGACUCUGCGUCAGGUCAAAGCUGGCUGUGUGUUGAACAGCCAGGGGGACCAGGAUGCAAGUGUGCAGUUUGUGAUCUCGGGGGCGCUCCAUGUGUACCAGCGGACGAUCGACCGUGAGGAGGACACCCUGCUGUUUCUGACCCACCCAGGGGAGAUGGUGGGUCAUCUGGCCGUGCUGACUGGUGAACCCCUCAUCUUCAGCGUCCGAGCACACAGGGACUGCACCUUCCUGUCUAUCUCUAAAGCUGCCUUCUAUGAGAUCAUGCGCGAAGAGCCAAAGGUGGUGCUGAAUGUGGCUCACACCGUGGUGAAGAGAGUGUCAGGCUUCGUUAGGCAGAUAGACUUCGCUCUGGACUGGAUGGCUGUGGAGGCUGGCCGCACUGUCUACAGGCAGGGAGACAAGUCGGACAGCACCUUCAUCGUCCUCAGUGGCCGCCUGCGUUCUGUCAUCGCAAAGGAUGAUGGGAAGAAGGAGUUGACCGGAGAGUAUGGUCGCGGUGACCUCAUAGGGGUGGUGGAGGCCCUGACCCACAUGAACCGAGCCACUACAGUGCAUGCCAUCAGGGACUCUGAGCUAGCCAAGCUGCCUGAGGGGGCCCUCAGCUCCAUCAAGAGGAGGUAUCCGCAAGUAGUGACCAGACUCAUCCAUCUGCUGGGACAGAAGAUCCUUGGAAAUAUGCAGCAGGUUCACGGACCCUUGGCAGCCCGUGGUCUGACCCUACAACCCCCCAGCAGUAAGUGGGAUUCAGGGAGCCCGGCCUCUAACCUGUCCACUGUGACCAUCCUGCCUGUGUCAGAGGAGGUGCCUCUUACAGCCUUCACACUGGAGCUGCAGCAUGCACUCAGUGCCAUUGGUCCCGCCUUACUCUUGACCAGUGACAUCAUCAAACAGCGACUGGGUGCUGCCGCACUGGACAGUGUGCAUGAGUACCGUCUGUCCAGCUGGCUGGGGCAGCAGGAGGAUAUCCACCGCAUCGUUCUCUACCAAUCAGACGAUACCUUGACCCCCUGGACCCAGCGCUGCAUCCGCCAGGCCGACUGCAUCAUCAUUGUGGGACUGGGAGAGGCCGAGCCGACCGUGGGCGAGUUGGAGCGGAUGCUGGAGGGCAGUGCAGUGCGGGCCCAGAAGCAGCUGAUCCUGCUGCACAGGGAGGACGGUCCCCCGCCUCAGGGCACUGUGGAGUGGCUCAACAUGAGGAGCUGGAUCUCCAGACACCUGCACCUCUCCUGUCCACACAGGGUCUUCUCCAAGAGGAGCCUGCCUAAACUGAGAGAGAUGUACCAGCGUGUGUUCCAGAAGCCUCCAGACCGCCACUCUGACUUCAGCCGUCUGGCCAGAGUCCUGACAGGCAACACCAUCGCCCUGGUGCUGGGGGGAGGGGGUGCAAGGGGUUGCUGUCAGGUUGGCAUCCUGCGGGCGCUCAAUGAGGCGGGCAUCCCUGUGGACAUGGUGGGUGGCACCUCCAUCGGCUCCCUGAUGGGGGCGCUGUACGCUGAGGAGAAGAGCAACAGCCGUAUGAGGGUCCGCGCUCGCAAGUGGGCCAUGGACAUGAGGUCCAUCUUCAAGAAGGUGUUCGACCUGACGUACCCUGUGACCUCCAUGUUCUCUGGGGCCUCCUUUAACAACAGCGUCAGCGCUGUAUUUAAGGGCAAACAGAUCGAGGACCUGUGGAUCCCCUACUUCAACAUCACAACAGAUAUCACUGCUUCAUCCAUGAGGGUUCACACUGACGGUUCCCUAUGGAGGUAUGUGCGCGCCAGCAUGUCACUGUCUGGGUACCUGCCACCUCUCUGUGACCCCAAAGACGGACACUUACUCAUGGACGGUGGCUACAUAAAUAACCUACCCGCUGAUGUCGCUCGCUCCAUGGGAGCCAAAGUAGUAAUAGCCAUCGAUGUGGGCAGCCAGGACGAGACUAACCUCACCAACUACGGUGACUCACUGUCUGGCUGGUGGCUGCUAUGGAAACGCUUCAACCCCCUGACAGAGAAAGUGCAGGUCCUGAACAUGGCUGAGAUCCAGACCAGACUUGCUUAUGUGUGCUGCGUUCGUCAGCUGGAGUUAGUUAAAGACAGCGAGUACUGCGAGUACAUCCGGCCGCCCAUUGAUCACUACGGCACCUUAGAGUUUGGCAAGUUCGACGAGAUCGCUGAAGUGGGCUACCAGCACUGUAAGACAGUGUUUGACAUGUGGAGUCGUAGUGGGGUUGUGGACAAGAUGAUGAAAGACAGACAUCAAGAGGAAUUUCAUAAGACGAAGAGCGGCAAUGUGGUCACGUGUCCCAAUGCCUCCUUCACUGACCUGGCAGAGAUUGUCUCUCGAAUUGAGCCUGUCAAACCAGUCCUGGUGGAAGAGUUAUCAGAUGAAUACCAAACAGACUAUGAUGAGGAGGCUAUAGAGAGUGCUCUCUCUGACUUUGACAUGUCUAAUCCCAACAGUGGAGCAGAACACACAGAGGGGGAGGAGACGGCAGACACAGAUGAAGAGAUUCAGAUCAAGGUCCGAUGUCACCAAACCGCAUGACCACCAAACCGCCAGACAGUGUUGAUGAUGCAUAGCAUCCAUCAUAUUCAUGACGCACUGUUUCUCCGUCCGGUUAGCAGUGGUCCUCAAUGCCAGUCUAGACUUUUCAAAAUGCACUAUUUUUAAAAAUUAUUUUAGGAGUUGCUCUACAGUGUGUCCAAACAUGAAUGAAGGACAAAUGUACUCUUUGUCCUCUUUGACAUCAAAAAGGAUUUUCCCAAUCAGGGAGCAGAGAUUUAUAUUAUAUCACUAAUAUCGUAUCAUAUACACACCCAGAGGGGAGGUGUGGAAUGUACAAUGUGAACUGUGAGUUCAUGUAAGGGAGCCAAAAUAAGCACAAGUCAUACAGUUGAAGUCGGAAGUUUACAUACACUUAAGUUGGAGUCAUUUAAAACUUGUUUUUCAACCACUCCACAAAUUUCUUGUUAACAAACUAUAGUUUUGGCAAGUUGGUUAGGACAUCUACUUUGUGCUUGAAACAAUAAAUUUUUCCAACAAUCGUGUA